AACAAAAAUCAAUAUUUCUACAACAAUUGCCCUUGUCUCCUUGGAUUCGAUAAUAUGAGCAGAGGCACAAGCUUUUUAAAACCCUAAUAUCACCCUUGUCUUUAAGUUUCUUCCCAUUUUCUCUCUCAAAAUCCUAAAAGAAAAGACCAACCAGAUUAUAUUAUAUAGAAAAAAGAAUCAAUUGCUCAUCAACCACUCUCUCAUAAAAAAGCGUUUUCUAUUUUCCAUUUACUUUUUUUUUUAUUGUUUUUUCUUCUAAUUUUUCCUUGUUUUCGAUAACUUAGUCUUUGUUGAAAACUAGGGUUUGCGCUAAUGGUGGGUUUUGUCUGUUGAAAUUAGGGUAUUUUUGGUUUUCGAUUCUCCUGUAAGGGAAGUGUGGUUGUGGUGGCUUCCCAAAUAUAUUGUCCUUAGCUUUUUGGGAGGAAGGGAACUUUUCUUGUAUAUAUAUUUUGUCCAGGCAAAUAAGGUUUUGAAGGUGAGUUUGGGUUGGAAAAGAUGUCAUCAAAUUAUCAAAUACUUGACAAUAGACCAAUUGAUCAAUGGAAGGUUACAGAGUUGAAAGAAGAACUUAAGAGGCGGAAACUGAUAACUCGGGGCUUGAAAGAGGAGUUGGUAAGACGGUUGGAUGAGGCCGUUAGAUUGGAAAGGGAAAAUGCUGAAACUGAGGAAGAUAAUGGUUUUAAUUCUGAUCCCCAGCCUACAGAUGAGGGAGGGAUUGAAAAGGCAAUGCCAGUUACUUCUGAGACAGUUAAAGAUGAUGUGGAUCAUAGUGGCAGUAAGAUCAAGGAGAGUGGGGUAAAGGUUCAUGUUGACAUUAAUGAGAGUGCAGCUGCUUUAGGUCAUGAAGGAGUUCAAGGAAGCGACAGCUUGGUGGAAAAGGAGCUUGUUUCUGAAACCACCACUAUUCAGACUGAGAUAACGGUUACCAAGAAUGUGGUAUCUGAGGUACCAUCUACUGAGAAAGAGAGCUCAGGAAAAAAUGAGAAUGUGAAUACUGAUAUCGAAGUGGAGAAUGAGGAUUCUAAGCUCCAGUUCAAGACUGAUGAUCCAAAGCCCAGGUUGGAGAAUGAGGGUCCAAAGCCUGAGUUGGAGAAUGAGGGUUCAAAGCCCGAGGUGGAGAGUGAGGGUCUAAAGCCUGAGGGGGAGAAUGAUGAUCCAAAGGGCCAGCUGCAGUGUGUGGGUUCAAAGCCUCAGCUGGACCUUGAAGAGUCGAAGGUGCAGCUGGAGAACGAGGGUUUGAAGGCUCCCCACGAAGAUGACGUGCGUGAUUCGUCUGCUCCAAACAUCCAGGUAUCUGAGGUCAGCCCUGAUUUAGGGUUUCAAGUAAAAUCUGAUUCUAUUUCUACUGAUUCUGUCUCAAAUAAUGAAAAGAUUGAAUUAAAGGAUAAUAUACUUGCUGAUAAUGUCAAAUUAGACCUAGAUGUUGUAAAGCCAGAGAUGGUGGAACCAUCAUCCAGCAAUGUUGUUCCAAUUAGUGGUGAAUCACAUCCAAUGGAUGUUGAAGAUCCGCCUGAGAACAAGGCACCUGUUGAUGAGAGAGAUGACAAGAAUGUUACAAAUGUAGACAUCGGUAAUAAAAAUGACAGUGCUGAGAUGGCAUACUCAGAAAAAUUAAAUUUGGAUAGAAGUUCUGGUGAUGACUCUAUGGAGGAGGAUGUGCUUGAGAGUAAACAAAUUGAUUCAAAAUGUAGUACUGAUGAAAUGGGAGAUAAGAGUGAGAAGAAUAGAGCACCUAUUGUCAAGGAGAAAAGUCCUGUUGGUGUUUUAAGAGAUGAUUUAUCUAUAGAUAAAAAGGACACCUUGGUUGAGAAUAAGAGCCGGUCUUUUGUUCCUGCUGAGAAAAGAAAGCUUCAUGAUCAGGAACCUGUUGGGAACAAUGAGCUUUCUAAACGGCGUAAAUGGAAUUCUGACAAUAUAAAAGUUCCAGAACAUCAAGGCAAUCUUGCGCCCACCACAACACCUAAAGACACCGCUCAGCCUGCUGCUUUGAGACGUAACUUCUCUAGAUCAGACUCAACGGCAAGUGAAGGUACACCAAAGGAACGUGUUGUUCCCCCUUCACAAAAUGCUCCAACCACUUCCCUCAGAAUUGAUCAUUUUCUUCGCCCUUUUACCUUGAAAGCUGUACAAGAACUUCUAGGGAAAACUGGGACUGUAACAAGCUUCUGGAUGGACCAUAUUAAGACCCAUUGCUAUGUUACAUAUUCAUCUGUAGAAGAAGCAAUAGAGACACGAAAUGCUGUUUACAACCUACAAUGGCCACCUAAUGGUGGACGCCUAUUGGUGGCUGACUUUGUUGAUCCCCAGGAAGUUAAAACCCGGCUUGAUGCUCCACCACAGACUUCAACUACUCCUGGGACUUCUGGUUCUACUGCUCCUCAAGCUCAACCUGCUUCUCAGCCCCAGCCCUCUCCACGUCAGCAGGUUUCUAGACAGCAGCAUCCACCGCCUUCUGUACUUCCUCCACCACCGCCUUUGUCUAACCCUCCACCAGUUAGAGAAAGGCUCCCUCUUCCUCCGCCACCUGCAGAGAAAGUAGAUCCUCCUAUUGUCACUCUGGAUGAUCUAUUUUGGAAAACCAAAGCAAUUCCUCGUAUCUACUAUUUGCCUUUGUCUGAUGAACAAGUUGCAGCAAAGCAAGCAGCACAUGGCAGAAACAUCUAGCAGUAGAGCUGAGGCUAUAGUUUUAUCCCUGGCUGCUCUUCUGGUUUUCGUAUCGGUUGGUCUGUACCUUAGAUAAUGGUAAGAAAACUGUCACAUAAUUGCAUGUUUGCAGGUCUGCAGGUUUUGCUUUAUAGGAAGGAAUUGUUGCAGCCGUGCAUAGGGAACUUGUCCAGUGAUGGGUAUUGGUUUUUCUGCCGGCUACUUGUGGGCUUGAGUUCAAGUUCCAUUUAGCACUAAAAUCCUUCAAAACUGAGAUCUCUCUGUAGUAAUGGAUCGAUUAUCCUUUGUUCUAAUUUGGUUUUCCUACAGAACAAUAGCCUCAACUCUUAUGAACCUGAUUUUGUAGAAUUUAACUUUUACUCUGGAUGUUAAUUUUACAUAGAUUUGUUAAAAGUGAA
Gossypium arboreum is the source of this 3062-nucleotide messenger RNA. RefSeq lists its product as uncharacterized. The record is from RefSeq and is a predicted model, not a curated record. The transcript has 6 exons. Gene Ontology annotation, molecular function: nucleic acid binding. Lineage: Eukaryota; Viridiplantae; Streptophyta; Magnoliopsida; Malvales; Malvaceae. The coding region runs from base 496 to 2664 and encodes 722 amino acids.